Miscanthus lutarioriparius is the source of this 1515-nucleotide messenger RNA. The record is from the annotation of a GenBank genome assembly. Lineage: Eukaryota; Viridiplantae; Streptophyta; Magnoliopsida; Poales; Poaceae.
AUGGAGGUGCUGCUGUCUGCAGUCGCUAGCGACAUCGUCGGCCGGCUGGUCUCCUUCCUCAUCAGCAAGUUCCAGGAGGCUGGCUCCACCGAUGACGACGUUGUCAGGCUGCAGCGUGCGCUGCUACGAGCCCGCGUCGUCGUCGAGGAGGCCGAGGCGCGGCAGGUCAGCAACCGGGCCAUGCUGCUGCAGCUCAACCAGCUGAGGGGAGAGAUGUGCCGAGGCUCCUACGUGCUCGACGCCUUCAUGAGGCGAGCCGUGGAUCCCUGCAGAGGAUCACAUGCCAUGGCGAGCCGGUCACCAGCCGGCUUGGCUGAGCGCCUGGAGAGUGGUCGCACUCGCACGGGCGGGCAGGUCAUCUCCGCCGUGCUGAACACCCUUGAAGCUGCGUUGAGCGACAUGAAGGAGGAGUUCGUCGUGCUCCUCGGUGCCUGCCCCCGCCUCAACCGCCAGCCGUACUGCGCCUACCUGUUCAUGGAGAGGUGCAUGUUUGGCCGGCAGAUGGAGAAGGAGCAGAUCAUCGGAUUUCUGCUACAGCCUGCGCAAGAUUUCGAUGUCCUCCCGAUCAUUGGCCCUCACGAGGUUGGGAAGCGGACGCUGGUCGAGCAUGCCUGUCUCGAUGACAGGGUGCGAGAUCACUUCGCCAAGAUUCAUCAUCUAACAAGUGACGAUCUUGAUCUACAGAGCCCUGACGACCAUGGUCGUCAUCAAGGCUUGAUAGACUCCGCUUCCGCUGCAAUAUUCGUGAUUGACCUCGCCGGCGGCGAUGGGGGCGAGGAGGAGGAGAGAUGGAGAAGGUUCCGGUCGUCCAUGCGCCGCCGCGCGCACGGGGAGAGCAAGAUCAUAAUCAUCAGCAGGACGGAGAGGCACUCGGCGCUAGGCACAGUUCCACCGCUCAAGUUGCGGGCGCCGUGCCGGGAGGAGCUCUGGUACCUAUUCAAAGCCCUCUCGUUCGGUGGCGCGGACCCGGAGGAGCGCCCGGAGCUGGUGCGCAUCGCCAUGGCGCUGUUCAACAACAUCCCCGACCUCGCCCCGUUCGCGGCGGCGAACAAACUGGCCGCGGCUCUGCGUGCCGACCUGAGCGCGCGCUCCUGGCGCCGCGUGCUGAAGGUGUCCACCGGAGUGAUGGAGCUGCAGCUCGGUGCCGCCGCUGGGGGGCCUCGUCGUCCGGAGGAGAAGAUCGGGUAUUACUACCCCAGCGUGCCGAUGAAGGACGCGCCUAACGCUCCGUGUGUGUUCUACGGCAGGCGUAAGUCGACGGGCAUGGCACGGAGCGAGCUCCCGAAGGUGACGAUGAUGGAGGUCUCCGAAGGCGUCAUAGACCGCGGCGAGAAGCGGUUCGACGUGCUGGUGUGGCAGUCCCGCAUCCCUCCGUAUGCAAGCUACGUCGCAACGUGCGACAUGGAGGGAGGUGCCGACGUGGCGCCGGUGGUCGGCACGAAACGACGUCUGAACAAGAGGAGGAGAGGUCAACUGGUUUAUGGCUUCGGCAGCAACAGUAAUGUACGAGGCUAG